UUCAGUCAUAAACAGUGCAAAUAAUUGGCGAAAGCAGGCGUACAGCGACAGCCAGGGGUGGCGUGUAACCUCGACCCUGUCUGUACACUAACCGCAUGUUUCAUUCAGGCCAAGUGCUCGGUUGUUUUUUGGCGCUUUUGUUGUUUCUUUUCUCAAUGUUUGCUCGAGCAGGCUGUCUUCCCCGGCUGGUAUGGACCGGCUGCCGAAGAAUGGGAAAUUUUACCUCCUCCACCACUGGGGCAUCCAGCACAGCCUGUCUACAGUAUGUUCAGGAGGUGGUGUCGCAGAACUGUGUUGUGAUAUUUUCCAAGACCACCUGUCCUUAUUGCAAAAUGGCCAAAAAUGUGUUCAAUGAAAUUGGUGCAACCUACAAAGUGAUUGAACUGGAUGAGCACAAUGAUGGGAGGAGACUGCAAGAGGCCUUAGCACAGAUGACAGGAGCCAGAACGGUGCCGAGAGUCUUCAUUAAUGGAAACUGCAUUGGGGGUGGCUCUGACACCAAGCAGCUCCAUCAGCAGGGAAAGUUGUUGCCGCUGAUCGAACAGUGUGCUCCCUGCUGCGCUGCAACCAGCUCCGAGGGCUCGGGCAGCGGACAGUUUGAGUCCACCAAAUGACUAACCGUUCUUGUAGUCUUUCUCAAUCCUGUAUUUAUUAAAUGUUUGCUUGAUCUUAUGCUGGAAGUUGUACAUUGCAUUAACACGAGCAUAUUUACUUAUUUAUCAAAGUUUGUUGGAUGCUUGAUGGUAGGCUGCAUACUUUUUCAUCUACAGAUGUACAGUAUUAUUAUUAAAGCUGCCAUCUUUUAAACAAAAGCUGUGAAGACUGAACCUACUUUUUAAAUAUUUUUUACAAUAUUACAGCCAUAAGUAAAGCAUCAUCAAAUGGUAAAUAUCCUGGGAUUGUCAGGUAUCAACAUGUUUGAUUUAAUAACCAUCUUUUUUUAUGGUUUUAAUUGAAUUUUUGGACAUUUUUUUGUGCAAAGUAUUUGAUCUUAUUGAAAAAUGUUGAUAUUUACUAGACUAUGACUAAAAAAUGUAAUUUUUUUUAUUUGCUUGUCAGACCGUUUUUUAUGUCAUUGUACCUCAGAUUUUAGCAGGAGCUGUGCUUGUAAAUUGAUAUUCGGUAGGUGGUUGGUUUACCUCAGUGUAUGAAUAUGCGAAAGGAUCACGAUGCUGUUCGAUGUUAUGAAUAUGUAGAUUAAUUUACGUGUUUAUGAAGUCAUAACUACUCUUAAAUGUUUUCUUAAUGCCUUGAAUGUAUAUUCACGUUUAUUAAACAUGAAUGAAAGUCUAC
Molecule: messenger RNA, 1293 nt
Organism: Scatophagus argus
Lineage: Eukaryota; Metazoa; Chordata; Actinopteri; Scatophagidae
Gene: glrx2
Product: glutaredoxin 2
Exons: 4
Coding region: 96-614 (172 amino acids)
Source: RefSeq, a predicted model, not a curated record